Monopterus albus (swamp eel) is the source of this 2428-nucleotide messenger RNA. It is a transcript of the gene malt3, whose product is annotated as MALT paracaspase 3. Gene Ontology annotation, molecular function: cysteine-type endopeptidase activity. Gene Ontology annotation, biological process: proteolysis. The coding region runs from base 200 to 2119 and encodes 639 amino acids. Lineage: Eukaryota; Metazoa; Chordata; Actinopteri; Synbranchiformes; Synbranchidae. The record is from RefSeq and is a predicted model, not a curated record. The transcript has 15 exons.
UGUGCGUGCUCGCUGUCUUGUUCCGGGAAUGGGGCGAGUUUACUCGCUAUAAUUUAAGUUAUGAAGACUGCGAGGAGGAAAAUAUACUCUGGCUGAGGUCCGACAGCUGCUCAACUGGUACGAGGCUGACGACGGUCUGGUAGGGAUACAAGAAGAGAAUGAUCUGGUGACUGGAUCCCGUCCUAAACCCUGCCGAAUAAUGAUUAGAGAUAUUGUCAUUGUGCGUCACCCUGUCUCUGUGUGUGUUCCUGUGAACCACAUGGUGACUCUGAGCGUCUGUGCUGAAGGCACAGGUGUCCUCAACUACCAGUGGUUCACCGAAGAAAACGAGGUGUCUGGUGGUACUAAACCUGACCUGACCAUCAGAGCCCAAAAGACUCAGCUCUAUGUGUGCCGAGUGAAUGACCACUUUUGUAACUGCGUGUUCAGCGAAUGGCUGAAAGUGAAGGUGUUGGACAUUGAUAAAUCAGGUUUGCCAGUACACUGGCAGGGUGAACCGCACAUCGCUGUCAACCCUACACCACAGACAGUCCGACAAGGUACAAAAUUCACUCUCCGCUGUGUUGCCUUUGGCAUCCCCACUCCAUACUAUCAGUGGUACAGAAAUGGGCAGCUGCUAGCAGACAUGACUGGUGAUACACUACAGAUUGACUGUGCAACAGCUCAACAUGGGGGAUCAUACCUGUGCUCAGUAUCUAAUGUGCUGGAAGAGCGAUGGACUGAACCAGUGGAUGUUGACAUUGUACAAACUGAUGAGCUACUUCCUGCUCUACCUACAGCUGCUGAUAAAGUUGCUCUGCUUAUUGGCAACCUGAAUUACUCCCACCACCCGACCUUGAUGGCCCCCAUUAUGGAUGUGCAUGAGCUGGCCAACCUGUUACGGCAGCUUGACUUCAGAGUGGUUUCCCUGCUGGAUCUCACCAGGGAGGAGAUGCUGGCCGCUGUUGACAAGUUCAUUCAGCUCCUUGACAGAGGAGUUUAUGGCCUUUUCUACUAUGCGGGUCAUGGGUAUGAGCGUGCUGGCAGGAAUUACUUGGUUGCUGUUGAUGCUCCACACCCGUACCAACCUAAACACUGUGUCUGCGUGCAGAGGGUCAUGCUCAGUAUGCAGCAAAGACAGACUGCACUGAAUAUAAUCCUACUGGAUACCUGUAGGAAAUGGUACAACCUGGCUGGCACACCUUCAGAGAUCAGGCCAUUAGAACCCAGUGGGAAUACCGUUUACGGUUAUGCCACAUGUGAAGAUGCUGAGGCGUUCGAAGUCCAGGAUGGAGGGAAAAGUACUGGAAUCUUCACUAAGUACUUGAACAAGUACAUCCUAGUGAGCGAGAAGGUCACACAUGUGUUGGAGAAGGUGUCUGAGGAUCUAGGCAGAGAUCCUCUUGUCAAGGGCAGGCAGGCAGUGGAGAUCAGACACACCCUGAAGGAACCUCGAUCCCUUGCAGAUCCAGUUCAGACCACCAGGCAUACAAGAGAACUGCACCUGCGAGAGGCCAGCUGGAGACAAGCAAAUGAGCUACCACGGAAGAAGCAGCUGAUGUUUCUUUGCGGAGUAGAAGUGGAAGUCAGCUUCUCCGCCCUGUUCUCUAAUGUCUUGUUGGCCUUUGCCACUGUAAAGACUACAAGCCCCCGAACGCAGGACUGCACUGUCACCCUGAGCAGCAUACCUACAAUGGAAGACAUAAUUUCCGGCCCUGGAAGGUCAGAGAACAUGGACUCUCUACUAUUCAAGAAUUCCAAUAACCCAGACUGUACUCUUAGGCUUUGUUGUCUUCAGAGGCUUAAGGAAUCGCUGGUCAUCAAGGUGGAACUACACUAUACUCACACAGGCAGUAAGCUCCGGCAGACAGAAAGCCAACAGGUGGACAUAGGAAAGCCUCUGGUGGCAUCCUGUAAACUGUACAGGAGGAUGAGUCAUGCAGCAACAGACAAAAAAUAUGAAGGUGCUUCUGCUCAAAGUAUGAGAAACAUUUCAAGCAGCAAACGACUGCUGCACCAGACACUGGCUGGUCCAUGUCGCCCCUUCACCAGAAAGGCAGAGUGUGCUGCAAAAGUUGCAGUGGCAAGGAGCAACGAGCCUGAAGAGAACGAUGAGAAUGACCUGCAAGUCAUGUUCUGACAUUAGACAGUUCUGGCCUUAUUGCUGUAAAUACUAGCUUGAGAUUUGUAUGUUAUAUUUGUGUGAUUUACUUACUUUACUUGCCUGUGGAGGGUGAUAAAUGAAUGAUAUUUGUGUUUAGCUUGUUUUAACCUUCAAUUCUUAGCUCAACACUGAAGAAAUAUUAUCAUUUUUGCUAACCACUGGCUUUAUAUACAUUACAUAAUACUUGUACAAUCUUAAGUGGCAAGCUGGCUGGCCUAAUUUAUUAAACAAUGACCAUUACUGUCUAUAAUUUAUAAUCACUACUGAUUAAACUUUUUACUCUGA